Chironomus riparius is the source of this 7845-nucleotide messenger RNA. The record is from the annotation of a GenBank genome assembly. NCBI's taxonomy places the organism in Eukaryota, Metazoa, Arthropoda, Insecta, Diptera, Chironomidae.
GCCAGAGAAAAAAUUGAAAAAACUGAAUUUGUAAAAGAAUUAAAUUAAAAUUAUUUAAAAACUUAUAAUUAUUGAUAAAAGUGUAAUUUAUGUUAUAAAUAGUGAUACAAAGUAAAAGUGCAUAAAAUUCUGUAGAAAUUCUGCAUUUUAAAUUAAUUUUUUUCCAAAAUUAAAUUUUUCUCUUUGACAUCGAAAAGAGUUUUGUUUUUCUGAAGGAAAAAAAUGAAUAUUGAAACGCAAUAACUUUAAAAAACUGUUUAGCGAAAUGAAUGAUUUGAAAUUCAUUGAGGAGAUAAGAGUAGAAAAUGUCAGCCGAGUCCCAUCAAAAACGUGCUCCAUCAACAGCAUCGGAGAGCACACGUUUGGUGCCAAAUAUUGUGCCACCCCAAGCCGUUAGUGAUCGUUCAAUCAUCGAUAGUGUUGCGGGUUUCAUUAAUGAUGUAGCCCUUACAAAUGCUCCACAAACAAAUCCAAAAGAUCAGAUUUUGUGGGCAAAGUUUGAGAAUUUGGCAGAUAUAAGUGAUACAAGCUUAGGAGAGGAUUGUGAUAGUGAAGGAACUUUACCACCGCCUCUUCUAUUAUGUAUCGGUUAUGUGAAUGGCAUGCAAGUAUGGGCCAUUCCAGCGAAUGGAGAAGCAAUUGAGGUCAUGUCAUGGAAACAAGGAUCUGUCAAUAUUUUGAGAAUUCUUCCGACACCAUUUUUGAGCAACAAUAGUGAAUUAGCAAAUGAUUUAUUAGACCAAUUCAUUCAUAAGCGCCCAUUGAUGGCAUUAUGUGGCGACUGUCCAAUUCUAAAUCAGACAUCGUCUUCACAAAAUCAACAAUUGCACGCUGUAAACUUUGUGUCACUUAAGGAUGGUGACAUUGUUAAAACAAUUCGUUUUAAAACGCCAGUUGUUGAUAUUGUUGCAAAUCGCACUUCCAUUGCCAUCACAUUCUAUGAAAGAAUUGCAAUUUUUGAUGCUCGCACACUUGAAGAUCGUUUAACAGUCACGACGUGCUAUCCAUGUCCAAAUGGACUUUGUCCAAUUGCCUUAGGAGAUCGUUGGCUUGCAUAUGCUGAGAGAAAAUUAAUUUCAUCAAAAACAAGUGGGGGAGGUUGUUAUGCUGAUGGAAUUCCAAGUUAUACGGCAACUGUUUUGAAUGCAGCGAAAAGUCUUGGUAAAGGUUUGAGGGAACUCAAAGAUCAAGUCGCCGCAGGAUUGACAGGAAACGUAGCAAGUUCUUCCAAUCAGGGAAGCAGUAGUUCAUCAGUUACUAAUCCAACAUGUGCAAUUGAUGGAACACAACCUGGUGUUGUAACAAUUUUAGAUAUCAAGCAUGCUAUCAAAGACAUAAGUCCAACAAGUGGCACUCCAGUUGCCAUCAAUGGAAAUGAUCCAAUUGUCGCUCAUUUCAUUGCUCAUUCUGAAGCAAUAUUCGCAAUGUCUUUUGACCCUUCUGGAAUGUUAUUAUUAACUGCUGAUCGUCGUGGACAUGAUUUCAAUGUUUUCCGAAUUUUGCCACAUACUUGUGGUUCCGUUCUUGCAGCAGUUCAUCAUCUCUAUGUGUUACAUCGUGGUGAUACUUCAGCAAAAGUCCAAGACAUUUCAUUCAGCUUCGAUUCACGUUGGGUUGCAGUCUCUACAGUACGAGGUACUACACAUGUUUUCCCAAUCACUUCAUAUGGUGGACAUUGUGGAUAUAGGACUCAUUCAGCUGCACAUGUCGUCAAUCGUCUUUCACGCUUCCAUCGCUCUGCUGGCUUACCAGUCGAUGGAAGAUCAAGUAGUCCAAUUUUAAUGUCUGAGCAUGCUGUUCAGUCGACAGCCUAUGCUAAUCCUCGCUUACCACCUUUCCCUCAUCCAACUGUCAUUCUUCCAUUGGCACAACUUCGUCAACCAUCGAGUUUAAAUUCUACGUCCACUCUCUUAUCACAAACAACAAAUGUAGCACAAUCAGGAUCGAAAGGAAUGGGACGUCAACGUCAUCAUUCGAUUGAAGAAUCGCAUGCAAAGCCAUUACGUGUUGCUGCAACUUUUGCCAAGGCUCGUUCAUGGUUGUUAGAUCCACCUGGAAUGCAUGAUACACCUUCUCGCUUACAUCGUCGUGCUGUUGAUUCAUUAUUUGUCAUUGCUGGUCACGGAGCACUUAUUCAAUAUGAUCUCGAGCCUCGUCAUGCUUCAAAUAUACCCAAAGAAAAGAUUUGCGAUGAAACACCAAUAGAGUUGGAGGUUGAGGCAAAAGCACAAUGGAUAUUGGGACAGCGAUCCAAUUCUCAACUUGAAAUUUCACCACCACUUUCUGCUGAUAAUUGGCUAAUAAAGGAUCGUGUAAUUGAUAAUAAUUUGAAUUUAGACACAAGUCAUGUAGGAGUAAUGAGUUCGGAUGAAAGAGAUGAUCGUUGGUUAUCACAAGUGGAAAUUGUUACACAUGCAGGACCGCAUAGACGCUUGUGGAUGGGACCACAAUUUGUUUUCAAAUUAUAUAACACACAAAGCGGAAAUUCAUUAGCCCAUAUUGAUAUGGAAUCCAUUGAAGUUGGUGCGCGUGCAAGAUCAACGCCUGUUAAUAUGCCAACAAUGCCAAAUUCAUCUGCAAGCACACGUCCUUUAGUUCCCGUUUUAAUUGAAUCUGGUUCGUGCAGUAGCUACGAGCAAAGUCCUCGCUUAUUGGAUUCAUUUCAUUAUGAGAGUACCGAUUCGGAAAUUAUUUCUGGACCAGAUUCUCAAUUGAGAGAAGAUUUGGCUGAUGCAAUGCGAGAUUGUCCAGCGAUUCCGCUUGCAAAUCGUGAUUCGGGAUCGUCAUCAAUGCAUGAGACACAACAACGAGAAGCAAAGAGCUUUGGCGUCGACACAAUGAUGUGUGAUGAAACAUCAAACUUACACACGGUGGUUGUAUCAAUUGUUAAUCCACAAGGAAUUAUAACAACUGUUACUGAUAAUAAUAAUCCUGCUACACAAAACACGGUGGAAGCAUUCUCAAAUGAAAAUUAUAUACUUGAAAAUUGUGAUGAGACAAUGUUUCGUCCUGUCAUUACAGUUCUUAAUAUUUCGAAUAAAAUGAGCGAGAUGGUCAAUGUUGAAGAAUGUUCAAAGCCUGUUGAAGUUCCACUCGAAUUGGUUGUUCCUGUUAUUGAUGAGCGUGUUUUGGAAGAAAAGAAACGUAAAAAGGAAGUUGAACAAAAACAAAAAGCUCAACAGCAGUUAGAAAAGCAGGAAAAAUUAAUUUUAGAAAGUCAAAAGUCUAAAAAAGUUGAAAAAGAAUCAGUCGUCGUGGAUGUUAAGAAAAAUACGAAUGAAAAUAAGAAGAAUACGGAAACAAAGAAGGAAGAUUCUAAUGGACAAACAAAGAAAAAUAAGAAAGCACAAAAAUAUAAUAAAAAAUCCCAAGAUGACGAGAAAAAAGCAACUGAAACUUCUCAUGUUGUCAAGAAUACAAUAAUUUCACAACAGGCUAAAAUUGAGGAAGUUAAGGUUGAAGAAAAAGUUGAAGAAAUAAAAGUUGAAAUUGAGAAAAACAUGGAUGUCUCAUUGACUAGAGAAGUAGAAGAUAAAAACAUAGUUUUGGAAGAAUCUUCUGAACAUGAGCCAGUAAAAAUAAGUUACGAAAUUGAAAAUGAAGGCAUUAAAGAAUUUUGUGAAGCUGUCACUGUUGAACCAAAAAUUGAAAUAGAAAUUGUAAAGAAGGAAGAAGAAAAAAUAAAUCCAAUAGAGUUGAGUGCUGAAAUAGCAUUGAAUGCUGUUCUGGAUGAGGAAUUAAAUGCUGAAAUCUCUAAUAAUGAGAAAUUGGAAGUUACCAUAGCUGAAGAAUUGUUCUUGAAACCAGUUGAAGUUAAAGCUCGAUCACCAUCUCCACAACCUGAAAAAAUAGAAGUUAAAGUUGAAGAAUUGUCUUUUAAAUUCGAAGAAAAAGUUGAAGAAAAGGCAAAAGAAGAACUUCUAGUGAAAAAGUCAGAAAAUCCUGAUAAGGAUGCUUGGAAAAGAAAUAAAAAAGGAAAGAAGAAAAAUCAGCUUGCUACAAAAGUUGAAGCUCAAAAAACAAUUGAAUUCCCUCCUCUUGCUUCAAAUUUUCCAUCUUUUAAGUCAACAUUCGCUGAAAAUACUAAAACUAUAGCGAAUAUCAAAACACAACUUACUUUUGAAGCUAUUGAAGAACCAUCUGUCAAUUUUCCACCUUUAGAUACAAUUAAAUUGCCAUCUCCUGAAGUAACUGUCAUCCAAUCUACAGUGCUUACCAAACUACCAACACCAGAUUUCCCAGAUUUACCACCAUUAGAAGAAUAUAAUAAGGAAAUCGAUCAAGAUGCUGUUAUGAAAAUCAGCAUGCAUGAAAUAAUUGGCGAUGAAGAAAUCCAAAUCAUACCACAUGAGGAUACAGUUGAGAUUCACGAUAGUCCACAAAAGUUGUCAUCUGACAUAGAAAUUAUUGAAGAACACUUUGUCCUACCAAUUGAGUCGGAAAAGGUUGAAAUCAAGGAGAAAUUUAUUAAAAAUGACGAUUUUUAUGAUGACAUUGAUGAUGAAUUGCCACCAUUGGAACCUUUGGAGCCGUUCGAUGCUACAUAUGAUGGAUUUAUUGUUAAGGAAGAGGAAGAAAAGGCAUGUUAUGUUGAAGAUAAUGUUGAGUUCAAGGAGAAACAAGAGAUGAAGAAGAAAAUGAGUGAACUACUUAAAGAUACAAACAUGGUGUUUGCAAUGUGUUCAAGCUUAAAGGAAUUAAAGGUUGAUGAAGAAUCAAAGAGCAUAAGCUCAUCGUCUCAAAUUCAACGUUCAACAUCUUCUUCUUUGACAACAAACACGACAACUUCGACUUUUGCAAGUGCAAAUAGUAAUCAAUACUGUGAAGGACAUGACUCGGACUACAAGAGUUUAGAUUUAGAAAUGGAAGAAGCAAUUGUAUCUGCCCAAGAGCAAGAUGAUCCAGAUCCUGUUUUUAAGAUUCCACCAAUCUUAAAGACACCAUCAUUUGAAAAGGAAGAUCCAGAAGAUAUUUCAAGUUUUGAGGCAACAUCAUCCGAAACUGAUGCUGAAGAUUCGUCGAAAAAAUCAAAUAUUCAAACAAAGUUCAAACGAGAAGAUGACGAGGAACUUAGACCAUUGCUGGAAACGUCAACAACGUCAUUAACUCCAGUUUCAUCUGGAGGAAUGACGAUAAUAACAAAUAUUACAACAACCGACGCUAAUGAUACACCAACACUGCCAGAUAUAAACCAAAAACUACAAGCAACCAGCAAUAAUAAUAGUAAUAAUGGCAAGCGUAAGAAUAAGAAAAAGCGCAGAUAAAUUGCCACAGCUGUAAUAGCUACAGUUAAAAGAAUUUUAUGUUUUCGAAAAAUUAUUCUUCUUUCCUUUAAGCCAUCGUUUUAAAUUGUAUUUACUUAGAUCGUAAUUACUUAUCAUUUAUCUUUCCUUCAUUAUUAUAAUUCUACUAUUGACACCGAUCUACUUAUGUUCUAUCAUCUUAAUUAUAUUGUGUUAAUAACAAAACAAAAAAUAUUGACUCCUAUACCUUUCGCGAAAAUAAAACUCAUUUAGACCGAAUUUCCAAAAAAAAAAUCAUAAUUAAUACUGAAAAAGAAGAAUCUAUAUAAAAUAUAAUCAUAUAUAUAUAUUUUUGUUGAUUAUUUGCCUAUGUUAUUUUUAGAUCUCAAUGAAAAAAAUAAUGAAAAACUUUUCAUAUUCCUUUUUCCUGUUUAAUAGACAGAAAAUUAUUAUACGCAUAUAGAUAACAAAAUUAACAUUUCAUGUUCAUUCAGAAAAAAAAACACAAAAUCUCAUGUACGAAGUAAUCCAUUCUAUGUCAAUCCCUUUCGUGAAAGUAAAGACCAUUCCUCGAGUGACGCAAAAAUUUGUUAAACCUUUCUCAUUCUUCGUCGCUCGAGUUUAUAGAAAAAUUUUAACAUCAUCUUCAAGGUGUUUGAUAUUUUGGAUAAAUUAAUUUGGGAUUUUUAUUUUUUGAGAUUCUGAGGUUAUUGAAUAAAUUCAAACGACUUUAAUGACAAGCUUUAGAAUUAUCCUACAAUUUUAAUCCACAAUUUAUAAUUUAUAGAUUGACUUUUCUGGAUUUGAAAUUGAGAUUUUUCCUAAAAGCUAGAUCUUGAUCAGACAAAGUUCUCAAAAUGCAGAAUUUGUCCAAUAAAUCUAUACUGCUAUAUCCAUCCACUAAAGACGUUUUUUUAAACAUCAAAGUCAAAUUAAAUCUCAAACUUAAUUAAAUUUCAUCACACCUUGAUCAUUACUAAUAGAUGAAAAGAUAAUUAAUAUUUUUUUCUUCUAAAAACCUAGUUGACGAUAUGACGUCACUAAAUUGUAAAUGUAAUUAGAAAACGUUGAUUAAUUAGAACGAGAAAAAGAUAAAAGAUAAUAUCAUUUUAACUGACACAAAGGUUAAUUAAUAUAGGGAAUGAAAAGGAAAAUGAAAUGAAAAAAAAAAAUCAUAAAAAUGCUUAAAAACUGUGAUAAAAAAAAAUAAAUUUUGAACAUGAUGAAAUGUUAGAAAAAGGAAUCCAAAAAAAUUAAAUUUAUGAUUUUUAAUGUCGGAAUUUUUCGAUUUACAAAUUGACUUUACUAAUACAAAUUUCUGAAGUUUUUAUUUUGAUUUUUGAAAAAUUGGUAGUAAAAGGUGGACAUACGAUAAUUAUGACAUAUGUUUUUGUGUGUAAUGUAAGAUUUCCGAAUAAUUAAAGGUUGAAAGUAACAAAUCAUGUAAAGUGCAUCUGGUGUAUGCGGUUAUUAAUGAAAGUGGAAAGGAUUUUAAUUGCAAUUCUGUGUAGCGAGCUAAACUAUAGACUUUAAAAUUUAUCAUUAUGUCAUAAUAGUUGCUUAUCAUAUACUUAUGCAUAACACAAUGCUUCUCUCUUUCAUUUUAUCUCUUUUAUUUUUCUUUAAAUAAGUUAUUUCUUCUUUACAUUAAUAUUAAUUUUUUGCUAUUUUUGAGGAAAAUUUUUGAAUGAAUUGAGAAAAUUUAAAAAUUGAAAUCGGAUAUUGAUCACAUUUGUCCAAAAGUAUUAAAUUGGGAUUGCGAUCUGCCAUCAUUAGGUAGCUUAGGUUAUAUUAUCUCUAUCAAAUUUUCUAAUUUCAAUGACUUUAUUGACUAAAUACCAUGACUUUUAUUCAAGACAAGCUAACAGUCUUCUAGAAAAUUUGCAAUUAAACAUUCAAUGCAAUCCCUACACACCUUAAUAUCUACUUAAGAUUCUAAGACUGCCUCACAAGGUUGACACUCCAACAAAAUUUUCAUCCGCAGCUAAAUUUCUCUUCACUCAAAAUGUCCUCAAAGAAGCGUAUUUUAUCACAACUUCGCGAAUGAAUGACGAUGAUUAGCUUAGUAAUCACAAUUAGUUAAUUUAUUUAUGUUUUUGUCAGUCAGUAUAACGAUUUGUACCUGUUGCUAUAUUAUAUACAUUACAUACACUCACAUCAAUACUAAACGUUAAAUUAUUUUAUCAAAUCACAUUAUGUUUUACUUAAUGAAACUAAAUGAAUAAUAACAUGAUGAGAAUAUAAGAAAGCUAAGAUAACAAUUGGCUCCAAACAAAUUUAAAGUAUGUCAAAUUCUGUUGAAAUCAAUAAGACAUGAAAAUUGAGAGAAUAAAAAUUGUAUGAAUUAUGUGAGCGUUUUUUGAAAAUUGUACUGCUGCUAUUAUAAAGAUUAUAAAUUUUACUAAUAUUAAUAAUAUAAUUGAACCUAAUAAUUGCUCUAUUAAUUUCAAUUUUAAAGUAAUUCAGACAUUAUAUUAAAAAAAAUGUGAUUGAAAAAAAAUGAACAAAAAAACCAAUAAUUAGAUAAAAAAAAUGCAGAAAAAAAUUAAAUAAUUUGUGCAAAAAACUCAAUAAAAAGACUUGAAAAAAAGCUAGAAGGAAC